CAGGAGAAGGAGAUCCAACGCGCAUGGGAGAAUAUAAUACCCUAUCUGGCUUAUCCUCGCCAUCCUACACCCAUGCCGGGCAUUGUUCAUGCACGCUCGCGAGUGCUUGUGCCCUCUCUGAGACUGCACCGUCGUAGUUAGACCGCGUGACGUCGGUCUUUUGGACGUAUGAAACCCCUACACGAAUCAGAUUCCUGUUCCUUGUUUCCUUCUCUACGUUUCCCUUCUUCACUCAUCGUCCUCCACAGUAUCUACCCUGAUCAUUGAGGUGCCCACCACUCCCUUACAUCCCAAUCCCACUCUUCCUUUCCCUCCUUUUAUUCUCCCUCGCCCUCCUUUCUUUCUCUGGGACAGCAAACGGCUAAGAUGAAGCUACUGGGUUGGAUGCACCGCAAGUUUCGGCAGAACAGCGGCGAUGUGUUAAAGGACUAUGGCAGCGGCGGCACGUGCAAUUGCCUCUCCGGACGUCCGUCUCUGGGCGAGGACCUCCACCGCCGCCGCCGCAGCCAAUACGAACCCUUCAAGGCAAGGAGCCUCCGCCUGGAGGUGGAGGAGCUUAUCGACGGCGGGAAUGCGGCGAUGGAGGAGUUGCUCGGGGGACUCCUCACUAUCGGAACUUUAGGGUCCGGAACGGGGCCGAUCGAGGACAAGGAGGACGAGGAGGAGGAGGAGGAAGAGGAGAAUGAGGCGGGAAGCGAGGACGAUGAGAAACAGUUGACGGUGUCGGCGGAGGAGGAGGAGGUAGUCGUAACCCCGGCGGCGCUGGAGGCGAUCGCGGAGAAAGAGGCGGAGUCGACUACGGAGACGGACCUGCUGGUGGUGAGCGCGGAGCUGGAGAAGGUGCUGACGGCAGAGGCGGAGAAGGGCGGUGGCCGGAUAUCCUCCGCCCGUUCUAGCUACGCCGGGUCGGCGGCGUGCCCGCUCCAGGGGUUCUUGUUCGGGUCCUCAAUCGAGGUGGCGGAGACGAUGGCGACGGCGGCGGACGCGCGGAAGGAGAGGCGGGCCUCGCUGGGGGAGCUGUUCAUGAUAAGCCGGAUCACGGAGGAGGAAGCCGGCGGCGGCAGCGGAACUGCAGAGCAGGUCAAGCUCGCCGGAGGCAACGAUGAGGACGGGAAAUCGACGGCUGAGAUAUGCCUGAUGAAGAAGAAGAUGACUAAACGCCGUGGCGCUAAGGGAUCGGACGGUGGUGGUCCAUCGAAUGGUUCAACGGUGGAGACGAAGUUCCAAAAGAUCCUUCAGUUCUUUCACAAAAAGGUUCACCCCGAGAGCAGCAUCAUGAGUAAGAAACCUUCCAAGACCGGCAAGAACGAGAAGAAAGAGUACGCGCAUCCGGUCGGAGGCAGUGAACCCGCCGGCACCGACGGCUGCACGGCGACCUCCGCGAAAGUUGGCCCGUGCAGGAAAGAACACAUUCCAGACCUCAACUUCUGCUACAACCCUCCGGCCCACGCUUUCGGUGGUGAUGACUCCAACGGCAGUCGGGAGCAUUGGAUUAAGACGGAUGCAGACUGUAAGUACCUCAUCGGAAUACUCAUCUUUCUUAGGUUGAACUCGAAUGCAUUCUGGUCGAUUUAGUCAGAAAGAAUAAUAACAAUAAUAAUAAUGGCUAUUUGACAAACACUACUUAAAAGCAUUUACAGUGGAAACACUAUCAAGUAGAUAGAAUAUGAUAGGCACAUAAGGUCAGGGUUGUCUACUCGAUCGAGUUGUUCUGCUUCUUUUAUUGGAUAAGCACAUAGCACAGCUCAUCACACGGGACAAAAUUUGCCUCUGUAGAUGAGUUGUCCGACCCCACAAUAUUGUUCUGUGAGAUGAGAGAACUAAACAGAUGUUUUGGCAACAAAACAAUUCACCAAAAUCUGUUCAACUUGCUUUUCCUCUUAAUUCUUCUG
This is a messenger RNA of Musa acuminata AAA Group (dessert banana), 1892 nucleotides long. Its product is annotated as protein LAZY 1-like. The transcript has 4 exons. Gene Ontology annotation, biological process: gravitropism; regulation of auxin polar transport. The record is from RefSeq and is a predicted model, not a curated record. Lineage: Eukaryota; Viridiplantae; Streptophyta; Magnoliopsida; Zingiberales; Musaceae. Bases 367 to 1575 code for a protein of 402 amino acids.